Tilletiaria anomala UBC 951 is the source of this 1985-nucleotide messenger RNA. Its product is annotated as T-complex protein 1. Gene Ontology annotation, biological process: protein folding. Gene Ontology annotation, cellular component: chaperonin-containing T-complex. The record is from RefSeq and is a predicted model, not a curated record. NCBI's taxonomy places the organism in Eukaryota, Fungi, Basidiomycota, Exobasidiomycetes, Georgefischeriales, Tilletiariaceae. The transcript has 6 exons. Gene Ontology annotation, molecular function: ATP-dependent protein folding chaperone; ATP binding; ATP hydrolysis activity. The coding region runs from base 191 to 1882 and encodes 563 amino acids.
CCGGUUUGGAACGUGCUUCUUUGCGAGGUUUGCCAAGUGCUCAAGCUGUCUGAAGGCAAAACAUCCCCGGGACUUGUUCAAAGACCCCGAGUCGAGCUUCUAAUCAGCUGUGCAGCUUCUGUUUCGCCAGUGGAGUUGUCGCAGCAGCCAACCCAUUCCCCCUCUCGAGCGCUCGUAGGCAUUGGUCAAGAUGGCCUCACAGGGCGGUCAGCAAGUGUUUGUGCUCAACUCGGGCCCGGAGCGCCAGCAUGGCAGAAAGGCACAGGUUUCGAACAUCACAGCAGCCAAAACUGUUGCAGAUGUCAUUCGAACAUGCCUUGGUCCCAAAGCCAUGCUCAAGAUGAUUCUUGAUCCGAUGGGUGGCAUCUUGCUCACGAACGAUGGCAAUGCUAUCUUGCGAGAGAUCGAGGUUGCCCACCCAGCGGCGAAGAGCAUGAUCGAGCUGAGCAGAACGCAGGAUGAGGAGGUGGGAGAUGGCACAACGAGCGUUAUCAUUCUGGCUGGUGAAAUUCUUGCGCAGUCCCUAGCUCAUCUAGAGCGGGGGUUGCACCCAGUCGUUAUCAUUUCUGCUUACAAGAAGGCGCUUGCUGAAGCUCUCGCAAUCAUCGAGUCGAUCUCAGUUCCAGUCAAUGUUGACGACGAGAAGGAGAUGCUCGCCCUCAUUAAAACUUCCAUCGGAACCAAGUUCGUCAGCCGAUGGUCGGACCUAAUGUGCAAGCUUGCGCUCAAGGCAGUCCGGACAGUGGCAGACAUUGACAAGAGUAGCGGGAGCUCGUCUUCGGAUCCCAACAAGGUUGUCGACCUGAAGCGCUUUGCCAGGGUGGAGAAGGUCCCGGGGGGCGAGAUCGAGUCAUCGAGAGUGUUGGAUGGUGUCAUGCUCAACAAAGAUGUCACACAUCCAAAGAUGCGGCGGCGAAUUGAGAACCCGAGGAUCAUGCUGCUCGAUUGCCCGCUGGAGUACAAGAAGGGAGAGUCGCAGACCAACAUCGAGAUCACCAAGGAGGAGGAUUGGAACCGCAUUCUCGAAAUUGAGGAGGAACAAAUCCGGCUCAUGUGCAAGCGCAUUGUCGAGUUCAAGCCUGAUCUCGUCUUCACCGAAAAGGGGGUCUCGGACCUUGCCCAACACUUUUUGCUAAAGGAGAAUAUCACCGCGAUUCGGAGAGUGCGUAAAUCAGACAACAACCGCAUCGCAAGAGCGACCGGCGCGACGAUCGUCAACAGAGUGGAAGACUUGCGCGAAAGCGAUAUUGGCACAAAGUGCGGUCUCUUCCACAUCGAAAAGCUAGGUGAUGAAUACUUCACCUUCUUGGAAGAGUGCAAGGACCCGAAAGCGUGUACAAUUCUUCUCCGCGGCCCGAGCAAGGACAUUCUUAACGAGGUAGAACGCAACCUUGCAGACGCUAUGGCGGUGGCAAGGAAUGUGGUAUUCCACCCUCACCUUGCGCCUGGAGGUGGCGCGACUGAGAUGGCAGUCUCCGUCGGGUUGGCAGACUUUGCGCACAGCAUGGAGGGUGUCGAGGUCGGGCCGAUCCUGGCUGUCGCAGACUCGAUGGAGGUCAUCCCCCGAACCCUCAUCCAAAACUGUGGAGGCAGCGCGAUCAAGACGCUCACAAGCUUGCGUGCCAAGCAUGCCAAUGGAGAGUUUUCGGCUGGCGUAGAUGGCCACACUGGAAAGAUUGUCGACAUGAAGGAUUAUCCGCUGUACGAAAGCGCAGCAGUCAAGAUCCAGACCCUCAAGACGGCGAUCGAAUCUGCAUCGCUCUUGCUUCGCGUGGAUGACGUGGUCUCGGCUCGUCGCGGACGCCAAGGGGGUGGAGGUCCAGCACCGGCGAUGCAAGGGCCUCAGGGAGAAGACGUUGGCGAGCAGGAGAUGGCAGGUUGAACGAGUCAAAUAACAGGCGGCAUCGCACACUGUGUCUGUGCCUACGGUAGCAGUGAGAGCUGCCAAGCGGCAAGUCUUUCAUUUUUCAAACCCUCUAAACCUG